This is a messenger RNA of Neocloeon triangulifer, 3453 nucleotides long. RefSeq names its product protein bric-a-brac 1-like. Lineage: Eukaryota; Metazoa; Arthropoda; Insecta; Ephemeroptera; Baetidae. The record is from RefSeq and is a predicted model, not a curated record. The coding region runs from base 341 to 1459 and encodes 372 amino acids. Gene Ontology annotation, molecular function: protein binding. Gene Ontology annotation, biological process: regulation of transcription by RNA polymerase II. The transcript is spliced from 6 exons. Gene Ontology annotation, cellular component: nucleus.
CCCAGGCAAAAAAGUAAAAGUAGGAUCUUGUUGAGAGUAGGAUUACAACAAGAGUAGGAUCUGUUUAUGUACAAGAAAUCUGUUGCUCCUCUGACCAUAUUUCGCAAGUAUUUGCAUCCACAGACGCGUCCAGGACAUUCAGCUUGUCCAACCAAGGCCGAUGUGUCCGAAAUUCUGUUAGAAACCAGACAAACACGUCAAUUGCAUGCGAAAGAGCGCGAAUUUCGAACACGAAUGAAGUCGAUUAUCUGCAGCAGCGACUGACUGAGUCAGCGGUGUUUAUCUUUGAUAAGGAGCCGAGGGAGCAGGUAAAGUCUUAGCCGCCGACAAGAGUCGUACGAUGGCCGGUGCUGGGGAUCAGUUUUGCCUUCGCUGGAACAACUUUCAGAGCAACAUCGUGUCCGUGCUGGACAACCUGAAGGAGCAGGAGGACCUCGUAGACGUCACCCUGGUGUGCGAGGGUCACGCUGUCAAGGCCCACAAGGUCAUUCUCUCCGCUUGCAGCCCCUACUUCCGAAACGUCUUCAAAGAAAAUCCGUGCCAGCACCCAAUAGUCAUCCUCAAAGACGUGCACAAUGCAGAGCUUGACGCCCUACUCAGUUUUAUGUAUCAAGGAGAGGUGUACAUUUCGCAGGACAGGUUAUCCUCGUUCCUCAGGACGGCUGAAAUCCUGCAGGUCAGGGGUUUGGCUGGCGCAACGGCACCUGCGAAUUUAUUGGGUGAGCAAACACAAACAAAAAACCAGCGGAACAAGGCAAGUGCUGGUAGAGGAACACCACCUCCACUAGUUCCACCCCACCAACAGCGAGAGGCGACGUCACCCCCGCAAGCAAAACGACGGAAAACCACCCCUCGGAGAGUUGUGGAAAAUGCGUCAGGGGUGGUGGCGGUGCCGCAGGUGGGAGUAAAGCAGGAGCCGUUAGACGACGAGCAACUCGGUAUUUGCCGCGAGGAGGAUCAACUCAAGAUGGACCCUGAGGAGGAAGACGAAGAGCCAGACGAACCUUUUCUUCCCCCCUCAGGUUCACAAAGCCCCCUGGCCAGUGACGAAUCAACCAGUAUGCUUGCCAGAUCACUGACUGCCCCCAGAGAUGCCACAGGAUCAAAUUCUCCCCUUCAGAGUCUCCUUUUGAGUGGGAGCGUAGACGGAUCAUUAACGAUUUCAGACCAGCAGCAGCAAUUGUCGCCAGGGUCGUCGUCGGUGGCGCUCCAGGGUCAGGGCGCGUGUCGGCGGCCGCGCGACUGCCCUCUCUGCCGACGCACCUUCAGUAACCACUUCAACAUGAAGCAGCACGUGAUGAACGUGCACGCGCCGCCCGUGCCGGCGCAGUGUCCCAAGUGCGGGUGCGUCGUGCGCAACCGGCUCUACCUGCGCAAGCACCUCGUCAAGGCGCACAACGCGCCCCUCAGACGCGUCUUCGACUCCUCCGGACGACGCGUCUACGUCCACUCGCCCUGAAUCGCCCCUCACUCCUCCUCCUCCUCCGCAGGUCCAGUAGAAAGAAAGAAAGAAAAAACGUGUCUUCCCUGAUAUUCGUUUGAAAAUAAAAGAUAAUUCAAAACUACAUUUUCAAUUAAAUUUUUAAAUACAAUCAUACAUUUUGGGCAACAAUUUAUUUUUCAUUAGACUACUUAUUAGACUGGUGAAAGAAUGUAUUAUUUGGUUUUAAUUUUUUUUAUCUAUAAUUCGCUCCAAUAUUCAUUCUGCAAAUCGCUACUUUGUGAGCUAUAUUUUAAUUGUCUUUGAAAAUUAGUGCUGAAAGUUCAGAGCAAUAUAAAAUUAAAAUAUGCCCUCCCCUUUAUAUACAAUAAUUGGAUAAAAAAUGGUUUGCUAAAAAGACUUCUUUGCUUACUCUCAGGAGACAAAUGAUUUAUUUUUUAUUUAAACUAAAUUUAAUAUAUUAAAUAGCCUUCAUUAGUCUACCAAAAGUUAAAAUUCCUAUUUUUUACAACUUACAGUUAACUGAAAAAUAAUCCUAUAUUAGGUAGAAAUGUAUAGUUUUCACUUAAUAAUAGUAAAAUAAAAUUUAGUUAAUUAGUAAAUAUGAUUCUCGUAAAAAUUUUCAUAAUUUGAGAUUGAGUUCAAAUUCUGGGACGUUUUGGAUCUCGCAUUUCUCUCACUCAUUUUUGUUGUUCAGCUCAUUUUAUUUUUGCAGAUAUAGCAAAAUUGAAUUCAAAUUAGAAUCGUGGCCAUCAUUGCACAAGUUAAUUCUGUGCUGUUCUUAAAGGCCUAAAAAUUGUCAUUGAAAACCCCCCUUAAAUUAAAAUGUGUGAUUUUCUUGAAAUUUUUAAAACUUAUCUGGACCUGUACCUCAUUCCUGUUGACAUGCUUUUAAUAAUAAGCUUUAAAUACUAUCCAUAAUCAUGUAGAUGAAUGCAUUUUAUUGCAUUGCUGAGAUGUGACUGAAUUAAAGAUAAACCCCCUGACUAAUUCAGAAAAGUUGAUUUAAAAAAAUUAAGAUCAAUAAAGAUUGUUAAAUUUUGGCUGUUUUGUAAAAAAAGGGGGGCCGAUAGGAAUGUGUUGAAAUCUGAAUUUACGCUUGUUUUUUUUUAUCUGGUUGCUUGUUUGGAAGAGGAGAGAUAUUUUCUGCGCGAUGCAUCACACCUUUGACUCUUCUGUUCUCGCAAGUGGGUAACAAUAUAUAUAUCUAAUUCUUGUGUACAUGUGCACUUACUUACUUUUCCCUUGCAUGAAAUGUUGAGUACAAAAAAAUACCGCAUGACGUGGAGAAUUAAUUGAAUCGAUAUGUAACCUCCAAUCGCCCCCAAUCAUCUUACAAGAAGUGUAUUUUAUGUGAUUUAAAGAACUGAUCGAUAGAUAUUUUGUGUAAAUAUUAACUCUUUGGAUGGACUAAUAAAUUUAAUGUUGCCAAACCUAACAAGAGCAAAAUAACACACAUGUCGAAUGACGCACUCUUUAAUUCUGAUAACGCAACUACCAUAUUAAAAAAAACUAAUAUAGAGCAUAAUCAAUUAUUAAUCACUAGUUUGAUCAUAAUAUCAACCCAUGAAGUGGAAACUUUACUUCGGCACUCGUAUUUUACUUUUAUUUAAACUCAUCGGUAAUUAAGUCAAGUAGCCGUGAAAUAAAAUGAACCCCGAUUAUACAUGUAAAAAGUUUGAAAAUAUUAAAUACUGAUUAUAUAAUAUUUGGCUCAGUUACUGUCCAUUUUAAUUUUUUUAUGAAAUUAUGAAAGCGAUUUAAAUUUAUUUUGUUUCAUGUAAAAAUAAAUAGAAUUUCAAAAAUUUAUUAUAAAUUUUAAUCAAGAAUUCGAAGUUUGUAAAAUUAAAAUUUUAUUUCAUGUUUUGCUGUCAUUUUAAAUUAAUUUUGGGGUUUCCACUUUUUGGUCGAGUGAGGUGCAAUUAUUCAUUGACUUUUGUGUUUUUAUUUUCCGAGAGAGAAGUUUCUGUGAGAGAGGUUCGGUGUCCGAGCGGAUUUGAGACGCGCGUCUU